Messenger RNA from Solanum verrucosum, 1634 nucleotides. Its product is annotated as E3 ubiquitin-protein ligase At1g63170-like. The transcript is spliced from 5 exons. Lineage: Eukaryota; Viridiplantae; Streptophyta; Magnoliopsida; Solanales; Solanaceae. The record is from RefSeq and is a predicted model, not a curated record. The coding region runs from base 104 to 1294 and encodes 396 amino acids.
ACUUUCCUAACCCAAAUUCAAUAUCACCAUUUUGUCUGAAAAUCAACCCUACCUGAAACAAACUUCAAUUUCCCGUCGUUUUCUUCACACAAAUUUUCCGGCGAUGUCUACGGCAACAGCCGUCAAUGAUAACAUACCUAACACCGACGUUAGCCCAAGUGACGGUGUCGGAAUUGACACGACGCCGUUUCUCACUAGCCAGAAUUCCAGGAACCGACGUUCGUUCCGUCGCCCUCCGAGCCUCAGAGGAGCUGCUGGAUUUCUACGGCGUGCAAGUAGCCGCCGAUUGAUGCGUGAGCCGUCGAUGCGAGUAAGAGAAGCCGCUGCUGAGCAAAUCGAGGAGCGGCAAAGUGAUUGGGCUUACUCAAAACCUAUAGUGAUAAUAGAUCUUUUAUGGAACUUAGCUUUUGUUAUUGUAUCGAUUUCUGUGCUUGUACUGAGCCGAAAUGAGUCUCCUUCUAUGCCGUUAAGGCUUUGGAUUGUUGGAUAUGCUUUACAGAGUGUGCUUCAUAUGGUUUGUGUUUUCGUUGAGUAUAGACGCCGACGGUUAAGGGAGUCCUCUGAAAAUUUGAGUAGUUCUGAGCAGAGAAGCGGGAGUGCUAGUUGGAAUACCGGAGUUGGGAACUUGAGUUCGGAGAGUGACGGAGGGGAGUCUGGUAAUUAUUCGCAGGAGAGGAGUCAAAACGAGGAUGAAACUAGUGUUGCCAAGCAUCUGGAGUCUGCAAACACCAUGUUUUCUUUCAUUUGGUGGAUAAUUGGGUUCUACUGGGUAUCUGCUGGUGGCCAGACUAUGCCCCGUGAUGCACCUCAACUUUACUGGCUUUGUAUCACAUUUCUGGCGUUUGAUGUGUUUUUUGUUGUUAUAUGUGUUGCUGUGGCUUGUGUCAUUGGAAUUGCUGUUUGCUGCUGUCUCCCAUGUAUUAUUGCAAUCUUAUAUGCAGUGACGGAUCAGGAAGGUGCAACUAAGGAAGAUGUUGAAAGAUUGCCUAAGUACAAGUUUAAGAGACUAGGGAACUUUGAAAAAGAGAAUGGUGAUAUCCAAGAAUCAUUUGGAGGAGUAAUGGUUGAAUGUGACACCGAUACACCUACUGAGCAUGUUCUUCCACCAGAAGAUGCUGAAUGUUGCAUUUGCCUUUGUUCCUAUGAAGAUGGAAUCGAGCUGCGUGAGCUCCCAUGUCAUCACCAUUUUCACGCAGCAUGCAUAGACAAGUGGUUGUAUAUAAAUGCGACCUGUCCUCUUUGCAAGUUCAACAUACUCAAAUAUGGCAAUCAAAGUGGCAGUGAAGAAGCAUAAGCAAGCGCCGCCACUUAUACAUCCUUCACAUUAAAGAUCUUGAUAUAAGUUCUGGGAUUCAAUCGUCUCAUCAACCGGGAAAUGCUUCACCAGGUUCAGACUCAGACAGCCCAGAACUUGCUUCUGCUCUCUUAUAUUUUCAGUAUAUAUGGCUGUUUACUUCUGUGUUCAAUAUAAUAUCCGUAUAGAUGGCAGUAUUUUGCUUUUAUAUAUAACUUCUGUUUGGUUUCUUCACGGUAUGUCUUACAAGGGCAUGUUGCAUGAAAAUAACCCAGAUUUGGUUAACCCGCCCGUAUUAUGAUUUUCUUACAUAUAUACAUAAAAAGGGUCAGAUUUAUUU